This is a messenger RNA of Juglans regia (Persian walnut), 1384 nucleotides long. Its product is annotated as alpha-ketoglutarate-dependent dioxygenase AlkB-like. Lineage: Eukaryota; Viridiplantae; Streptophyta; Magnoliopsida; Fagales; Juglandaceae. Gene Ontology annotation, molecular function: broad specificity oxidative DNA demethylase activity; oxidative RNA demethylase activity; ferrous iron binding. The coding region runs from base 255 to 1181 and encodes 308 amino acids. Gene Ontology annotation, cellular component: cytoplasm; nucleus. Gene Ontology annotation, biological process: oxidative RNA demethylation. The record is from RefSeq and is a predicted model, not a curated record. The transcript has 4 exons.
CCUGAUCCUCAUAGUCGGUUUGUGUGCUAAAAACGGUGUCGCAUCGCAGAGAAUGCUUCUCCGUCGAGCCUCCACCCUGUCAUGGAGGUACCAUCGUAUCUAUCGUCCAUGGAGGUAUGGUUCCAGCCAUCGUAUCUAUCGUCUAUCGUCCAUGGAGGUAUGGUUCUCAUCGCUGGGAAACAACUUGAAUUGGGGAAACAGCGGAGUGAAGUGUUCUCGCGGAAUCGCGAGUGGCAUUUCUGCGGCUCCUCGUUAUGACCCCGAUACAGAUUUUAAAUGGAAGCGGUUUGGGUCACUUUGGGAAGAAGCAAAAGCCUGCUCAUGGCGGAAGACUUAAACAUGGACGAGGCAAUUCAAAAUAUGGAGGCGGUACGAGUUAUUCCCAUGGUUUUCCUAAGGCCAAGCCAUAUGAUAUAUGCCUAUGUGGAAACAGGAGAUCUGCUACCAUAUCCACAGGCUCUUUGAAUGAAAUGGGGCACACUGAAAUGGAAGGGGCAAAACAAAGAGUACUGAGGCCUGGGAUGGUUCUACUAAAACGGUACAUCACCCAUAAAGAACAGGUUGAAAUUGUAAAGAAAUGUCGCUAUCUUGGUAUUGGCCCAGGGGGAUUCUACCAGCCGGGUUACCAAGAUGGAGCAAAACUUCGUCUGCAGAUGAUGUGUCUUGGUAUGAAGUGGGAUCCCAUGUCAAGAAAAUAUGAUGACACUCGGCCUGUUGAUGGUAGUGAGCCACCUUGCAUUCCACGCGAAUUUAGCCUGUUGGUUAAGAGAGCAAUUCAAGAUGCACAUGCCCUUGUUAAGAAAGAAUACCAUGUUAGCAAUGUGGAAGACAUACUCCCUCUAACAUCUCCUGAUAUAUGCAUCGUCAACUUUUAUACUACCAGUGGGAGACUUGGGCUCCACCAGGAUCGUGAUGAAAGCAGAGAGAGUCUCUGUAAGGGAUUGCCUGUUGUCUCCUUAUCCUUGGGCGAUUCCGCAGAAUUCCUGUAUGGAGAUCAGAGGAAUGUGGACAAUGCAGAGAGAAUUUUUCUGGAAUCAGGAGAUGUUUUGUUUUUUGGUGGUAAAUCUAGACACAUAUUUCAUGGUGUGUCGUCCAUCAUACCAAAGUCGGCUCCAAAGGCCUUGCUGGAAGAAACUCGUCUUCGUCCUGGCCGUCUCAACCUUACCUUCAGACAGUUUUGAGAAACCUUUCACUAUACUACAGGUCAGCCUUUUGCUUGAUUUGCAUCCUAACUUUGUAAGAUAUUUCAGCAGCACAGCCCGGCUAAAUUUGUCUUAUACGCUUGAUUAAGAUUUGGACCUACUGAAGUGAUUAUGUUUUGUUAGGCUUGUCGUUUGUGUAUUUAUUCGUGUUCGAAUGGAACCAUCUGCUUUCACUUUCCAAA